Molecule: messenger RNA, 1693 nt
Organism: Gymnodraco acuticeps
Lineage: Eukaryota; Metazoa; Chordata; Actinopteri; Perciformes; Bathydraconidae
Product: outer dense fiber protein 3-B-like
Exons: 13
Coding region: 486-1613 (375 amino acids)
Biological process (GO): dephosphorylation
Cellular component (GO): cytoskeleton
Molecular function (GO): phosphatase activity
Source: RefSeq, a predicted model, not a curated record
CGAACAUAUCUGGUACUGACACCGUCAGUUCAAGAAAGUCUCUCUUGGCUGCUUGUCACUGGUCUUCUCCCUCUCACAAAGGGCGAGUGCAAGACGAGAGUUUACCAUUGACGGAGGAAAACUCUCCCGACAGGCACAAGACCGGAGCUUAAUGUACACAACCGGCCCAGCUACCCGGGAUAUUAAGUGACCAUUUCCCCGGCAGGAUUACGCCGAGUUGGAAACCUACUCUGUGGAACUUGCGCUCCUCUGCGGCGUAGGCCUGGGCCCGGGUGGAACGCUGCCUGCCUUCAGUGUAGGGACUGCACGGUGUGACACUUUAUUUUCUGUAUGCUAAAUAACUCCCUGUUAUUAUUUUAUAGAGAUUGUGGUUUAAAUAUUGCAUGCUUAUGUUGUUUUGGUGUGUGGCUUUUCUUGUUUUUGUCCCUCACGAUUAGCAGGCACUGCAACCCAGCGGACCGGGCCUGCCCAACUGAGGAGGGAUAAUGCAGACCUUGAUACCAGUACCACAGCCCUCCUUAUCCCAGGCCAGGGAGAAUCUGGUGAAUGCUUUCCCCCCCAGGCUCCUCUGUCUGCUGGCCUGCGGAGGAAUAGGUUGCCGCUAUGAAGGACCAGAGUGUUGGAAAUUAAAUCAACAGGUCAUUCGAGGCAUCUUCUCCUGGGUGACAGAUGACAUCAUAGCCAUGGCACGGCCAUCUAGUCAUCUAAUUAAGAAGUACAAAAUCAUAGAGCAAUUUCAAAGGUUAAACAUCAGAUCAAUCAUCAACAUGCAGCUCCCUGGAGAACACGCUCACUGUGGACCUCCCAUAGAACCUGACAGCGGUUUCACGUACUCCCCACAGACCUUCAUGGACAAUGACAUUUACUUUUAUAACUUUGGGAUGCAAGACUUCAAUGCGUCCUCCCUUGUUGGUUUAAUUGACGGGGUGAAGGUUCUGGCCUUUGCACUGAGGGAAGGAAGAGUGGCCGUGCACUGCCAUGCAGGCCUGGGCAGAUCAGGUGCUUCGAAACAUGACCCUACAAAGAAAACAGCACCGCAGUGUACCUUUGGAUCACGUCAUGAAACCAAGACUGAGAUCACCCCUGGACCGAGCUACCUCAUUCCCUCCAACAUCACCAGAGUACGCCCUCCUGCUUAUUCUCUCUACAGCCGUCCAAAGGAUCCAAAACUAUUCCAGACCCCUGGACCAGCCACAUACUCCCCAGAAAAUGCUGGAAAGUCAGUCUUCCACUGUGCUAUGUCAGGGAGGGGCAAAGAAAUCAGCAAUAUUCAAACACCAGGUCCAGCCUCCUACUCUCUGCCCCCUCUGCUGGGAAACAACACUGUGGUCAAAUCCACAGCUCCCUCUUUCUCUCUUUGUGGCUGCAACAAACAUGGCAACUUCUAUGAGGACCUAAGUAAGACUCCAGGCCCUGCUGCGUACAACGUUGUGGACCCUAAUAUUUACAUGAAAAAAUGUCCUCAGAUCAGCAUGACAGGCCGCAACUUUCCACCUGGGGUAUCUACAAAGACUCCAGGACCUGGUGCAUACUAUCCUGAGAUGAUGACCUGCACAAGAUCCAAAGCUCCGAGCUUCUCUUUUGGAAUGCGUCAUUCGGAUGGAAAAUCCUGAAUAAUAUCUUGUUGAUCUCUUGUUUGAACUGGAAUUCAUCAUGAAUAAAGCAGAAAAAGCCCAAUGAAGUAAAAAAAAAA